This is a messenger RNA of Bolinopsis microptera, 1648 nucleotides long. Its product is annotated as amyloid protein-binding protein 2-like. The record is from RefSeq and is a predicted model, not a curated record. Gene Ontology annotation, molecular function: protein binding; ubiquitin-like ligase-substrate adaptor activity. Gene Ontology annotation, biological process: proteasome-mediated ubiquitin-dependent protein catabolic process; intracellular protein transport. Lineage: Eukaryota; Metazoa; Ctenophora; Tentaculata; Lobata; Bolinopsidae. Gene Ontology annotation, cellular component: Cul2-RING ubiquitin ligase complex. The coding region runs from base 1 to 1233 and encodes 410 amino acids. The transcript is spliced from 10 exons.
AUGCUGCAAGAUGGUCUAACAGGUUACCAGAUCUUCAUAAGAACCAGAGCCCGGUUGAAAUCCUCCCUUUACGGUCGACACCUGUUGGCACUACUCUACGGCGAGGAAGCGUCUAGAAUGAUGGCGCUCUGCAAGCACAAAUCAGCGAUAACGUGGGUUCAAAGAGCGAUCAAACAUAUAAAACCGGACCUACCAGCCUCUCUUACGAUCGAGGUGUUCAGACAGUGUUGUAAGAUAUGUGUAGCCAGUAAGCUCUUCACUGAAGCCAAAGCUCUGGUGGUUUACUCUCUGAAACUAAGCGAGGAGACGCACGGGGCCAGCCAUCCCUGCCACGCUCAGACCUUGCUGAUUUAUGGAUUUUACUUGCUAAACAUGAGUGACAUUGACGAAAGUGUCCAAGUAUACAGACAAUGUCUUGACAUAUUCCUCAAUACUCUAGGAGACGUGAAUCUGAAGACAGCUUGUGCUCGACAGGCACUUGGUCUUGCUCUAUUUAUUCAGGGUUACAAUCAAUACAAUUUCCCGGAAGCGCUGUGGCAGAUAGAGAAGUCAACUCAAAUUCUGGAGAAUCUGCUCAACUCUAAGCAUGUUUUUAUUGCAGCCAGCUGGAGGCUGAAGGCGCUACUGUUAGAGGGUCUUGCAGCCAACACUGAGAACGAACAGGUCGCCGUUACGAACCUGAGACAAGCGAAGAAACUGUAUUGGUCGUGCGUAAAAAUGUCAAGAGAAAUCGUCGGAGAGAUGACGGUGCAGACUGCCAGGUACUACGAGCACGUGGGUAAAGUAUAUCGAGUGUUGGGUAAACCUCACAAAGCAGAGGAUUGUUUACUUAGGGCUGAGUUUAUCAUGAACCACGUCCUGGAAGAGGGGAGUCACGAGAGUCUAGGAGUCACUGUUCAUAUAGCUACUCUUUACGCGUUCGAUCUGGACAAGAAAACGUACGCUGAACGUCUUUUCCUCAAAUGCCUCCGGUCUCUUCGUGAAAUCAGAGGUGUAGGAGUGGAUGAUUUCAUUGAGAUGUGUUACAGAGGUUUACUGAGGGUGACAGACAACAGACCUGAACUUCAGAACCAGUAUUUAGAGUGGUACACCGAGUGGCGGGAUCAGAUUCAGGAACAACACCAACAAACCAGCUCAACCUCCGCCAAACUGUUCAAUUCCCUGAAACCCCUGCUGGAGUAUGUGUCACAGGAACUGAAAACCAGCACCAGACACAGGACCAACUCUAGGUAGUGAAGACCAUCGGAUGUCAGGCUACAGGUAGUGAAGAGGAAGACCAUCAGAUGUCAGGCUACUUAAGCUUUAUAGAGUUCAGUUAGCUUUCACCAAAUAAGAAUAAAAUCCCUAUUAGAGGAGAAACUUGACUUGCGUUCGAAAUUCUACUGUAAUCACAUUACAGCCUCGACUGUAUCAAUAUAAUGGCUAUUAUUUAUUCUAUAGGUCUGCAAAUACAUUAUAAGCAUUAAGCUAUUUGAUUAUGAUUGAUAACCAAAGAUAAUAAAAUGUGAAUAAUUCUAUACAGUCAUUUUCUUAUUUACUUAUUUAGUAUUUAUGUUCAUGAUUAAUAUUUGGUAUAUUGUACAGAUAGGUCGUUUUUGUAAAUUUUGUUACGGAAUACCAUUUAUAUUUUAAUUCAGAUCAUAAUCUU